This is a messenger RNA of Amphiprion ocellaris (clown anemonefish), 3463 nucleotides long. RefSeq names its product protein phosphatase, Mg2+/Mn2+ dependent, 1E (gene ppm1e). Gene Ontology annotation, molecular function: protein serine/threonine phosphatase activity; cation binding. NCBI's taxonomy places the organism in Eukaryota, Metazoa, Chordata, Actinopteri, Pomacentridae. The transcript is spliced from 8 exons. The record is from RefSeq and is a predicted model, not a curated record. The coding region runs from base 240 to 2105 and encodes 621 amino acids. Gene Ontology annotation, biological process: negative regulation of protein kinase activity; protein dephosphorylation.
GAAAUCCCUGAUAACGCGGCGCGCGCUCCCGCUCGGCUGUGAAUGGGGCUCAGUCCAGCCUGUGACAGCUCGUCCAGCGGCACGAACCUCGGUCCGCUGCUCCGCUCGGCUCCGCUGCGCUCAGACUCCCCCCGCUAAGCGAACGGCGCCGCUCCUCCGGUAGUCCCCGUCCGUUCAGCACCGGCAAGUUGGUGUCACUGACGGGCGGAGCUGUCUCUGUGUGUGUCCAGGAAUGAGAAAUGAUGGCCGGCUCUGCAGCAGAGGAGAAAACCUUCCGCCGGUUCCUGGAGCUCUUCCUCCGGGAGAUGAGAAUGCCUCUGCAGGAGAGCGACCCGCUGCCGCUGCGCCCCUUGACGGACCUGGUGUCUGAGGACGAAGUGGAGGGGGAAUGCCUCGACCUGUGUCUGCAGCACCUCUACAAAUACAACUGCCCCUGCUCCCUGGCUGCUGCCCUGGCCCGGGCCACCGCCGACAGCGUCCUGCAGACCGACCUCUCCAUUCACCACCUCAACAAGACUGUGGAAGAUGGAGCUGACCCGUUACCACAGUUAGAAUCUGUGAAGCUCGCCCGGCUGGUGUUUAACAGCCUCUUCGAGAUGUGCUGCCUCUGGAUGAAGGAGCUGCCGUUCCACCGCCGUCCACAGCCGUACUACGAGACGUCCAUCCACGCCAUCAAGAACAUGAGGCGCAAGAUGGAGGACAAGCACGUCAUCAUCCCCGACUUCAACACGCUGUUCAACGUUCAGGAUCAGGAAGAACAAGCUUUCUUUGCGGUGUUCGACGGUCACGGCGGGGUGGACGCUGCCGUUUACGCGGCCAACCAUCUCCACGUCAACUUGGUUCGACAGGAAUCGUUCAGCCAAGACCCCAGUGAGGCGCUCUACAGAGCCUUCAGGCUCACAGAUGAACGCUUCGUGAAGAAGGCUUCACGAGAGAACCUUCGUUGCGGCACAACAGGCGUGGUGACAUUCCUUCGGGGUCGGACGUUGUACGUGGCCUGGCUGGGCGACUCUCAGGUCAUUCUGGUCAGGAGAGGGCAGGUGGUGGAGCUGAUGAAACCACACAAACCAGACAGAGAGGAUGAGAAGAAGAGGAUUGAAGCUCUGGGAGGUUGUGUGAUCUGGUUCGGCACAUGGAGGGUCAACGGCAGCCUGUCGGUAUCCAGAGCGAUAGGCGACUCGGAGCACAAGCCCUACAUCUGUGGCGACGCAGACCAUAGCAUCUUCCCAUUGGACGGCUCAGAAGACUACCUGAUCCUAGCCUGUGAUGGCUUCUGGGACACCGUGGGUCCAGACGAGGCGGUGCGGGUGGUCAGCGACCAUCUCCAGGAGAACGCCGGAGACACCACCAUGGUGGCCCACAAGCUGGUGGCCUCAGCCCGAGACGCGGGCUCCAGUGAUAACAUCACCGUCAUCGUGGUCUUCUUGCGGGACCCUCGCUCUCCGCUGCCCACCAGCACCGAGGAGGAAGAGGAAGGUGUGAUGGAGGGGGAGGUGGAGGCGGAGGACGUAGCGGAGGUGGAGGAGGAGGAGCAGGAAGAGGAGGAGGAGGAGGAGGAAGAUGAAGCAGUCAGGGUGGAGCGUGAUGGCGGUGAGGGAGGCAGCACUGCGGACAUCGGGGGGAAGGGCCGCGGAGGUUGGCCCCUGCAGCAGUGCUCGGCUCCCGCUGACCUCAGCUACGAAGACCGAACGGACUCGUUGACGGACAGAACGAGCCUCAGCCUGCUGGGGCCGUCGCUGGAGGGCCGCAUCUCCCUGAUCCAGGGUAACAGGCAGCCCUGCUUCAACUUCAGCUCCGACCUCUUCACAGCCUCCCACAUCUACCGAGAAGAACGCCCACUGAAGCGCAGGUCCUGUAUCCCUUUUCAGGAGCCCAGCACCUCCAGCUUCACGGACCCACUGUGGCCCCAGACAGCCAUGCUGUUAGGCCAGGCAGUGAGGCGAAGCCACAGGCCUGGUUACGGUAGUCGCCGGUGGCGCCGGCGGUGGCCAGGCAGGUCCAAGGAGCUGCUAGGCCUGUCACCAUCCGGCCCCUUGCUGCCCUGCAUGCAGCACUACUCCACCCGGAGGCCUGGCGUGGCAGCGCCCCACGAUGUCACCAUCUGAAGAGGUGACCCAAACCAAACCAUCUCCUUCAUUUCUUCAGCCCUGCUCCCUGCCCCUCCGCCCCCCGACCCACCCACCUUUGCCUUCAACAAUAAGUCUUUCUUUGAUAGUUGGUAGUUGUGGCUCCUGCAGUUGUCAUGUGAUUAUUGAAUCUCUGUCGGAGAAGUGGUGCUCUCUGUCCUAAGCCGAAAUGUUUCCAAAUGUAAGCUGGCCCACUAAACACAAGCCCUGCUCCUUACUGCUGUAGGUAAAACGCAAAACUGCAUCCUCUCCAUGGUGACCAGUCAACAUGAAACCAGAGCUGGAACCGCAGGUUACUGAGAUGUGUUCAGACUGAAUGUAAAAUGCAUCUUUGAAGCAGCAAACAGUUUGAGGAAAGGACGAGACACGCUUUACUGUAGGAAGUGCAUUUAAGGUGUGAAAUGUGCGAUUAUAUCUAAAUAAAAGAGAGUUUAGAAGCAAAUAACAAACAGCUGGAGUCACAGGUACAUUUUAAAAUCAAUUGGCUGGACUCGUCAGCUAGCUGAGGCUUUAUUCUCUGCUGGACUAUGAAAGCUCUUCAGUGCACUUCCAUUCAGUCUGAACACACAUUUAAGUUUAAUUUAUGGACUUGGUCGCGCCACACUCUUUACACAGAUGUUAUCGACAGAUGUUAUCUAUUUUGGAAAGAAAGAAAAUGCAAUAUGGGACGAGUUUUGAUGCUCUCUGGUACAUAGAAUAGAAAAAAGAUAAUCUUGCAGAAGAAUACACUACUCAGCCAAAAGUAUGUGGACACCUGAAAAUUAGACCAAUAUGUUGAGGAUUUGCUCCGUUUCAUCCACAGCAAGUCUGAUGAACUUAAGCUGUUUCUGAGGGUAGUAUUAAUAGCAGUAUUUUCUAUAAAGAUAUCUACUGGAUAAACAAACUGUUCCUCAUGACCUCAGACAUGUUUUUAGUGUUCUGUACUGUAAUUUCCUGUUACUUUUGGAUGAUAUAUAUGUCCACCACCACCCACAUGCAUUUAUUAAGGUGAUAUUGCCAGAAUUUUGGCUAUGAUGAUGAUUUGUUCAUGAACUGUUCCUACAAAGUUGAAAAGACAUUCUUAUCAUCCAUCACUGUAGCCGCACAGUAGCAGUAAGACUUCCCAUGACUGAAACUAAACAAUCUUUGAACACAAACACACAAAAUACCAUUUAAACAGCACAUCCACACACAUUUUCCUGCGUCCAAGAGAAAGUAAAAAGAGGUUGACUGUGUGAUCACUUCUCUUUCUUCCCAUUUGAAGUCACCUAGGGUUAAGUGACACACAUCGUCUUUUGUCUUGAGACAGCUGUCGAGAAUGUCGAGCGACCAAGCAUUAAAUUAAGCUCUAAUGGCCC